Messenger RNA from Tripterygium wilfordii, 1293 nucleotides. Its product is annotated as GATA transcription factor 21-like. The record is from RefSeq and is a predicted model, not a curated record. The coding region runs from base 176 to 1147 and encodes 323 amino acids. Gene Ontology annotation, biological process: regulation of DNA-templated transcription. Gene Ontology annotation, molecular function: zinc ion binding; sequence-specific DNA binding. Lineage: Eukaryota; Viridiplantae; Streptophyta; Magnoliopsida; Celastrales; Celastraceae. The transcript is spliced from 3 exons.
AAUUAGCUGUUUAUUUUCUGCAUUUUCAAUUUCACUACUACUCCAUUGUUUUCUUCUCUCUCUCUCUCUCUCUCUCUAUCUGAUCGAUCUCUCAAGUAAUUGAUCGAUCUCCUCAAACCCUUAUUGGUUAAGGACAGUACUGUUCUUUGAUCAUCUAGCUUUGUCUGAUCGAUCAAUGACUUCAACUCAUUUCUAUUCACCUAAUUCUACUUCUUUUCCUUUAGACCUUCAUGAAGAAGAAGAUCAUCAUCAUCAACACCACCAACUCUUCCAUUUGAAACCACAAGCUUCAUCAUCAUCUUCAUCUUCAUCCCCAUCUCUUUCAAACUCAAUAUUAUUCAAUUCGAAUCAAGAUCAACAAGGAGGAACAUGUUAUUAUAGGGACUCGCAGCGGAUAGACUAUCAAUUACAAGAGGGCAAUAUAUUUGUUCCGCAAGACGGAUCGUGUGACCAACCAUCGAUGCUACAGACUGAAAGUACUAAUAGUGGUAUCAAAUUAUGUAUUAAUUUGAUGAACGAUGCUAGUGGAAAUAGAAAUGGAAAUCCGAGUGAAAGUAGCUCAGUCAAGUUGAUGUCUUCAAAGAUGAGGUUGAUGAAGAAGAUGAUGGAUUCAGAUCAAAUCGUGGCGGCGGAUCACUCUACUAGAUCGUCAGAGAAUCAUAAGCAUCAGUCAACAAUCUCACAAAUUGAUAACUACAAAGACCAAAAUCUCUACAACAAUGGCAAUAACACAAUUAGGGUUUGUGCUGAUUGCAACACAACCAAGACCCCUCUUUGGAGAAGUGGUCCUAGAGGUCCCAAGUCGCUCUGCAACGCCUGUGGAAUAAGGCAACGAAAGGCGAGGAGAGCGAUGGGGACUGCUGCAAAUGGCGGAGUUGAACCACCACCACCAAGUAUGAAGAGAGAUCAUAAAGGGAAACACAAGAACAAAAGAUCAUCAGAUGAAAGUUACAAUACUAGUCUUCCAAUCAAGAAAAGGUACAAAAUCGCGUCCCAACCUAGUCGAGGAAGAAAGAAAAUAUGUUUUGAAGAUUUGCCGAUAAUCUUAAGCAAGAACAGCACAGCUUAUCAACAAGUAUUUCCUCAGGACGAGAGAGAAGCCGCGACCCUGCUAAUGGCUUUAUCUUAUGGUCUCGUUCAUGGUUGACACAGCUGGUUUCAGGUCUUUUUGUCUAAUUAGAUCAAGCAGUAUUAGUAUUAUAGCUUGCUAGCUAGAUUGCAUUUGUGUGAGAGGUUGUCGUGAGUGAUAAUAAUUAAGAGAUAGUUUGAAUUAAUAAGAUUGAAUGUAGACUA